Anopheles arabiensis is the source of this 384-nucleotide messenger RNA. RefSeq lists its product as uncharacterized. The record is from RefSeq and is a predicted model, not a curated record. Gene Ontology annotation, biological process: sensory perception of smell. The transcript has a single exon. Gene Ontology annotation, molecular function: odorant binding. NCBI's taxonomy places the organism in Eukaryota, Metazoa, Arthropoda, Insecta, Diptera, Culicidae. The coding region runs from base 1 to 297 and encodes 98 amino acids.
AUGGUUGCAUCGUGUUGGUCGCUGACCUCUCUCUUGUGCCGCGCUCUCUCUCUCUUAUCGCCUUCUUUCUCUCCCAUUUGGCAGUGCUUUGUGCAAUGCUUCUUCCAAAAGCUGCGCCUGAUGGAUGAGAAGGGCGUCGUGCUGAAGGACAAGCUGGAGGUGUUCCUCACCAAGCUGAUGGACGCGGACAAGGCGAAGGAUUACGUGCAGCAGUGUGACCUGCGGCGCACCAAUCCGUGCGAUACGGCCUACGCCGUGUACGAUUGCUAUUUGGGCAAGAAGGCGAAGCUGUUUUGAGUGCACCCUCGAUUGUGUGGAUGUGUGUUUUUAAACAGUAAACAGUAAAUUGGCACACCAAAACAGAAACCUGUUUUCUUGAACCAG